ACAGUAAGUCAGUAACAAAAAAAAUCCUAAUUAUCCAUUUUUAUUUUGCUCCACUUUUAUUCAUCUGUUGAACAAAACGCAGAACGUGAAGAUCAAUUAUAGAAAAGAAGCGGGAUGAAGAGUGCGAUUUGUAGGAGCAUGGGCCUCUCUCCCAACCACCUUUUCAUAUCAGGGGACAGAUAUUCUUUUUGUAAGGGUCCGUGCUCCAAUCUUUGUGUUCAGGUGGCGGUAUUAACUAAAGGAUCUGGUAAAGGGGGAGGAGUCCUAGAAAAGCCGGUUAUUGAGAAAGCCACCCCAGGCCGGGAAUCUGAGUUUGAUUUAAAGAAGUCACGGAAAACAGCACCGCCGUAUCGGGUAAUAUUGCACAAUGACAACUACAAUAAAAGAGAGUAUGUUGUCCAAGUGCUUAUGAAGGUGAUCCCUGGAAUGACCCUUGAUAUUGCAGUUAACAUCAUGCAAGAAGCUCACCACAAUGGAAUGGCAGUGGUGAUUAUCUGUGCCCAAGCUGAUGCUGAAGAUCAUUGCAUGCAACUUAGAGGCAACGGGUUACUCAGUUCAAUUGAACCUGCGGGUGGUGGUUGCUGAUCACAUCUUUCGGUUUAAACCUUCUCCUGGCCUUAAUGUUAUUAAAGGGUGAGAUAGGAAAUAUCGGGUGUACAUAAUUUCCCCUUAGAGAAAACUAAAAUAAUAUGCAUAACUUUUGAAAAACUUGAUUAUCUUAUGAAGACAACGACCUAUGAUUAUGAAUAACAUGUAAAACUUAUGUAGCUUGUUAAAUGUUCCGUAUAUAUCAACACCUUUCGUGUCAA
Molecule: messenger RNA, 809 nt
Organism: Vicia villosa (hairy vetch)
Lineage: Eukaryota; Viridiplantae; Streptophyta; Magnoliopsida; Fabales; Fabaceae
Product: ATP-dependent Clp protease adapter protein CLPS1, chloroplastic-like
Exons: 3
Coding region: 115-585 (156 amino acids)
Biological process (GO): protein catabolic process; proteolysis
Source: RefSeq, a predicted model, not a curated record